CGGGUUGACCAAUAUGUUUUUCAGUGUAUUUUGGUGUGUUUCUAGCGAAUCUGACUAAUUUUUGUCGGAAAUUUAUAUUUUUUUUGCCCCCUUCCCUCCAACAAUAAUGGGGGAGAGCCUGGGCAAUCGGGGGUUUGGGGCUAGGGGAGAAAACGAGUCCUGUAACCCUUAUCCGGGGGCUCUGCCCCCGGACCCCCGAUAGGCCUACCUUAAUCUCACGUAACCUAACCUAAAUGUUUCAAAAACUUAAAACUUUGGGGUGUGCCAUGUUUGAAAGUACAAUACCUUAGUUAGAAGUGGAAGGACCAAGGAUAGGUUCAGGGCCAUCGACCUCCUCCUCGUCGGACCUUUCUUUGAGUGGCCCUUGAUUUCAUCCAGAGAUUCCUGCUAACAGGGAAAUUACUACAGUAAUUUAUACUGUACAGUUUUUAGGAAACUUUUAUAUUGAGCAAAAGUUUGGUAAUUUUUUCAGACAUUAAUGUUGUGAAAGUUUUUAGAACUCUUUGCAAUCCCAGAAAUUGGCAUAAAAAUUUGGUUGGAAUUCUCUGCUUUUCGCAUGAAUAUGAUAUAGUACAGUAUUGUACACUACUUGUACACUGUAUCUUGAUUUCAGAAAUCCGACAGUAUUUGACUUUUCAUUGCAAAUGUACUAUUCAUCAUAAUCAAUCCUCCUGUAUUUUGACUGGGAUGCGUGGUCUUAUAAAUCAGGUUUUGAGUCACUGUGAAAGCAUGUACCAUAGGUUCUGAAAGCCUGCACAGGAAGGGGUUAAAUUUUGUUAGCCAAGGUUUCAGCAUUAUGUUAGCUUCCUAUUGAUGAGGAUAUACGUAAGUGAAAAAAAAUAAAGUGACUCCUUAAAUUCCUGAAAGUCAUGGAUCAAAGAUAUCUUAAACUUCAGUUAUAUGAGCAGUAGGUCAGCCUACCAAUUUACCUGAUGUAAAAAUAAUAUUUUUUAAGUUGUCUGAAUUUUUAAAGUACCUGUGCAUACCUGUAUUUACAGUUGAUCAGCAUUCAUAAACAGUAUGCAUGGACGAGCAUCAAGAGAAGAAGAUUCUGAUUCUGAUUGGGACAGCAUAUCUGAAAUGGCUCCUCCACCUUCAUUGAAACAAGAGAGCCAAAAUUCUUUUCUUGGGCAGUCUCAAAGCCAGCCUGCAGUAGUGCCACGCAAACUGAAAUCAAUGACGUACAAUGAUCCACAGCUUGAGAGUAAACAUGCCAGUGAAAAUCCUCCAUUUAAUUUCAAAUCAGAAGUCAAGAGUCCAAUCAGAGUAUCAAAUGCUCAUCCAUCCAAACCGGGUAAACAAAAGAAAGGAAAUGUUUAUGACCCUCGUCCAUCAUCCCAAAGACGUGUCAGCUUUGUUGGGGACGAUGCCUUUGAUCAAGAUAAAUCAUCAGUGAAUGGGAACAUGACUGGGCCUGACAGUGAUGCUGAAGAUCCAUUGUAUUCAUCAGUGAAACCCAAACAUGUCUCUGUUGAUUCUAAGAAGCAACAAGAAUCAGAGGAACAACCAAGAAAAAAAGAUGAAAAUAGUAAUAAAUCUGAGAAAAAAAUAUCCAAAGUCAGAUCAAAGUUGUCACAUAAGAAACUGCAAGGAUUUGACAACAAGGGUUUUCUUGAUGAUCAGGCAACAGUGACUCAGCAUGUUCUUGCAGAUGCUGUUGUUAAAAAGCAAAAUGAUGCUAGUCCACUAAAUCCAAAGCCUCAGGCCUUGAUUAAUCAACAGCCUCCAUCCAAGCUACCACAAGAUCAUGAUACGUGUGAACAGGGACUCAAGCAUGAUGCAUCCCACAUAACGUCAAAUACUGACAAGAGUGUAUUAUUUAGCAGAGAAUGGUCACCACCUCUCAUUCUGAGUAUUGGAGAAACGUCACUACAGUUUGCUGGGAAAAAACCUCUGGAGGCCAUUAAUAGAGUCAUGGGUGAAGUCUUUGCCAUGGUUACCUUCCCUUUCUCCUGUUUUACACUCUUCAUUCAUCAUCUGUUAAGAUUCUUUGUUCUGGGUGUUGUAAGGCCUCUCUUGGUUGACACUUUAACACUGAUGGUAGAGUAUCUUGUGCGUCCUUUCAUGAGUGGUGUGGUAAGGCCCCUUUUGGUCAGUUUGCAUGGAAUUUCGAUGAACUUGAGUGACACCCUGGUAGUGUGUGUUAGACCUAUAGUUGCUGUGUUACAGUCGUUCAGGCUAGUUGAGGUUAAUUAUACACGUAAGUAUUCUGUGGAGGAAAUUUAGAUAUGUAUUUGUUUAUUGGCAUUACUUCAUAGAUUUGAAGUACUUAUUGGAUGUGCCAUUAAGAUUUGAUGAAUUUCAAGUGAAGAUCUCUUAUUUACCAUAAAGGUAACAUAGAUUUGUCAAUUAACCUGUAUUAAGCUUUGCAGGAGAAUACAAUCACUUAACAUUUUUUACUCUUUUGUAGUUACAGUAUUUCAGUGCUGUUAUAUUGUUUGUUAUUGUAUUUAAGCUUAUUUUGUGUCAGUUUCUAACUGAAAGAAUCAGAAUUGAAUUUGUAAAAUUUCAGUACCUGGAUAGUAAUCCACUUUAUUUCAGUUUUCAAAGUAUGCCAUCAAAAGGCAAAUUAUGCUGUAACAUUAACACUUGACUGUCAAUUAUUUAAGUUUUCUAGAUGGUUCUUGUAUACAGUACAGUAUACCAAGAAUUAAAAAAUUCAAAUAUUAACAUGUGGAUACAAAAAAAAGACAAAAUCCACACAAAAGUAUUCUUUAGCCUUUUGUUUUCAUAUAUCCAGAGGGCAGCAGUUAAUGAUUUAAUAGACCACCAAACAUUUCAUAACACAGCACUCAUUUAUAAAGAAUUCUAAAAAAAUGCAUUCCAUAGAACUUCACUUUAUUGUAUUUUUCUCAGGAUCAGGAGAACAAUAAUCGAGUGUCUCUCUGCAACAUUUGCACUCUAUCUAUAGCCAGGGAUUGGUCUUCCUGUUCUUUCAGUGAUAUCAUUGGAACCUUUCAAGGAAUGGCUUGAAAGUACAUACUCAUUUUGACUUUAUUAUUCCAUCUGUUACUUUGAUAUUUUAUAGACUAGAAUUAUAUGAAAUGAUACUGAACAUGAAAUGUACAAUGUGUUUCAUAGCGCUCUUCACUCAUGACUAAUGAAUUGUCAUUUAACUGCACCAGAUUGCUCUGUGAACAUGAUGGCAUAAGGAGAGAUUUCAGUCAUUGUAUUGUACGGUAACCUGAUAAUUAAGAAAUUGUGUCGGACAUAUGGUUUGACAGUUUUUCUAGUCAUUAAUGUAGAAUUUGAGUAAUAAUUUAGACAUUUCCUAGUCAUUAAUGUAGAAGUUGAGUACACUGUAAUAAUUUUGACAAGUUUAGUGGUAAGUGUAGAAUUUGAGUCAUAAUUUCAACAAAUUUCCUAGUCAUUAUUGUAGAAUUUAAGUCAUAUCCAGUACAGCAUCAUGUACAGUGGUCCCUCGGUUAACAAACGCCUCGGUUAACGAAAUUUCGGUUUACGAAUUACUUUCCAUAAUAAUCUUUAAUUCGGUUAAAGAAAAAAAAUUCGAUUAAUGAAGUUCUUACGAAAACAUGUCAACAUGUUUUGGCUUGCUCAUCGGCUGGUAGGUUAGUCCGCCAAUCCAGUAAUUGGUUCUAGGGCUUACAUUCGUUUCCAUUGGAGUAAAUAUCAAGAAGGUUGUGCUAUUCAAUAUUUUUCCAAGUUUUAUAUUAAAAUUAUUAGU
Homarus americanus (American lobster) is the source of this 3685-nucleotide messenger RNA. RefSeq lists its product as uncharacterized. The coding region runs from base 1021 to 2226 and encodes 401 amino acids. The transcript has 7 exons. The record is from RefSeq and is a predicted model, not a curated record. Lineage: Eukaryota; Metazoa; Arthropoda; Malacostraca; Decapoda; Nephropidae.